Amoebophrya sp. A25 is the source of this 730-nucleotide messenger RNA. NCBI's taxonomy places the organism in Eukaryota, Dinophyceae, Syndiniales, Amoebophryaceae. The record is from the annotation of a GenBank genome assembly.
CGGAUUGCGAGCGAGAAUUCGAAACAUGAAGCCAUAUGCUGGUACAAUUUCCUCGAAACCUCCUUUUAUCUUCUCGCUUUUGCCGGACAUGAUGAUCGGUAAAAACCAUCUAUUCUUCGUUGAUAUCAAAUGCAAAUCCAUGUCCACCCAAGCCCAACAAGAAAGUAAGCCGCGACUUUAAAUUACUACAUCUCACGACAGGGACAUCCUUCGCUCGUCCUUCUUACCACUUCCUCGGCGAAUUGCCCAUCUACGGUUACAAGCAGAAGCAUAUCUCCGCACUCACUGGAAGCAGUUUUCCACUAGGCCGUGUGAUGAAUCCGCCAACUGCAGCGGCCGCAUGGGAGGCAAGGAAGGAUGAAAUCCUACGCUAUCAGGAUCUAAUGAAAGUGAGAGGUUCUAUGGAUCAUAAGCAAACGGUGGUGGAAACGAAGGCGCCGACGAUUACACGUACUACUAAAGUCAUAGGCUUGGAUUUUUGAUUGUCGGGAUCUUCUCAAGUUCAUCAAGUAAAACAAGGUAGCUCUGUGAAGUUAGCACUCGUCAUGUUCUUGAUCUUGUUGAAAAGUGUGCUGACACACACACACUCUUCAUCACUCCAUCGAUCAAGAACAUUUCUUCACCAGGUCUGAACCUCCGCCGCUUCUUCGAUGACGAGGGUCUGGAUCCAUUUGAGACGUUCGGCUUGCCCUUCGAGAUGUUCUUCGAUGCCUUAGAUCGAGAAGGCAAC